Molecule: messenger RNA, 1025 nt
Organism: Rubroshorea leprosula
Lineage: Eukaryota; Viridiplantae; Streptophyta; Magnoliopsida; Malvales; Dipterocarpaceae
Source: the annotation of a GenBank genome assembly
AUUUCCCAACAAUGUUAAAGUAGUCUUUCAUCCCCUUUACUUCUUUUAAACUAUUCCUUUUCUCUUCUUUCCGACUAAACAAAUUGAAACUUGACGCUUGUAGUUUUAGCUACCUUUACUUUCGGACGGGGUGGGCCUAGGCUAGUCAAUCCACAGCCCAAGGAUUAAUUAGCCUGACCCGAACCCGCCAAAUGAACCUCUCGGUUGCCUGAACUUCGCCUGAACCCCAAAAACCUCCCACCGUAACAUCUUCUCCGGUCUUUUUUGAGUGGGGAAAGACAAUCGGAGAAAAUGUCGGGUUUCCCAUUGUCUUCUUCUUCCUCUACUCAAUCCUCGUCAUCAUCCCCUUUCUCCUCCUCCUCAAACCCUAGCUCCUCUGCCCCUUUCGCCUCUUCGUUCAGUAUAUCCUCCCCCUCCUCCGGCCCUAGCUUAGGACUAUCCAUCUCCUCCUCAUCUUCAGCCACUCCGUUCUCUUCCUUUUCUUUUGGGGUUAGCUCCGGUCAGUCUACAUCGAGUUUUACUUCGCCCCUCUUUCGUUCAUCUUCAUCUUCCUCAAGCUCCAUGGCUGCCCCUUCUGCAUCUACUUCACCUUCCCCACUGUUUGGUGCGGUCACUACCGCAUCAAGUUCGGCGUUGCUGCUGGUUGGUGCUGCUUCGUCGGCAGUGGGUACAGAAGAUGCAGAGAAGCCCAUUUUACCUGACGUUAUUGAGAAUUUCCAUAAACCUUUCAGUUCCAUCUUCUGGAGGCAUCUCUGGAUCAGACUGCAGCCAUCCUAUAUCAUCUGCAGAUCCCCGAACAGUCCUUUGUGUUCGUUCAAUAAGCCCGAGAACAAACAUUGGAAGUUUAGAGAAGUCCAUGGCCAAGUUAAGAAGCUUCAACUAAGAUUGCUUCUGCAUAUUUAAGCAAGCACAUUUGUGAGUAAAGAUCACAAAAAGGCACGAAACACAAAUCAGAGGAAAAGAAUAUCUAUUCUUUAUCUUUCUUCAAGGAAUCAUAACUGUUGGAACAAAUUGUUUGAGAUUUU